AUGGCUACAGAACUUCUGCAUGAAGAAGACUACAUUUCUGGAGCUCUGUACACCAGAGUCCUCCCCGCGGCUCUCCUGGAGUCCUGGCUUCCCGUCUCCAUCGGGGGGAAGGAAUCACCUCCCUGGCGUUCUCCCCCUUGCUCCGGCUCGGGGAAGUCCUUUAAGCUCCUAGGAAUCCUUGAUGUCCAAAAUAUUCCCUGUGCACGAGAGUCAGUACUCUAUGGUUCAUUGGGUUCUCUAGUUGCAGGCCUUGGACACUUUUUAGCUACCAGUAGAGUUAGAAGAUCUUUUCACUUUGGAAUGGGAGGUUUUGUUUUGACAACCUUAGGAUGCUGGGUCUAUUGCAGAUACAAUCAUGCAAAACUAAGGAUUCAGCAAAGAAUUAUUCAAGAAGGGAUGAGAAACAAGAUUUUAUAUGAAAGUAGUGAUUUUGAUCCAGAAAGUAAACAAAAUAAAAGCCAAGGAAGCCAUUCUUAGCUUAUUGAAGAGCAACCUAAUGAUCAGAUGCAACCUGUGGCAUCUUAAAAUGGAAUUGGAAGUGCAAAAGCAAGCACAGAAUGAGAACAAAACUGAUAACCUACCUGUUGUUUUGCUACUGGACUCAAACUACUCAGUCUGUUAAAGAAGGCCCUAUCAAAUGUUAGGAUUGUGUAUAUAUCUAAACAUUGUGUACAUUUAUAUACGAAUCAGGGAUGGCUGCUUGGUCUCUAACUUCUUGUCUUUUUUGGGGGGGAAUAAAAAGAUUAAUGUCAUUGCUGAGGAUUAAUAAAGUUUCAGAAUUGUUUAGACCAAUGGUGUAUAGCUCUGCUAAAAUGACUGGAGAUUUUGUAUUUUACAUUGAAAGAGAAAUAAUCCAGGCUAUAAUUGUUUCCCCAUAUCUAAACAAGACCUUUAUAAAUAAUAACAUUAAAUGCAGUUUAGUCUCUAUGCAGCUUCAUGUUA
Molecule: messenger RNA, 942 nt
Organism: Pelodiscus sinensis (Chinese soft-shelled turtle)
Lineage: Eukaryota; Metazoa; Chordata; Testudines; Trionychidae
Source: RefSeq, a predicted model, not a curated record